AUGACAUUUUUCUCACCAAUACCCUCAUAUAUCCUCGGCACCCUAUUUACCCUCUCCGGAAUUAUUUCCUUCAUCUCCCCAGCAACAGAGUACAGAACAUUCGGCUUGCCUCUCACAUCCUCAAACAAUUCCAAACCGGACUCAUCAUCUUCAGCGUCCCCACCAAGUCCUCAGAUCUCACCGUACGUCUACGCAAAAGGCAUCCGGGAUCUGACCUACGGCUUCACAUACUUCAUCUUUCAGCUCCAAGGCCAAGAAUCAGCAAUCACUACUUUCACUGGCAUUGUAUGUAUUGCGGGCUUUGUGGAUGGGAUUCUGGUUUGGAGGUUUGUGGGGGGAUGGAAGGGAAAGGCCUUUGAGCACUGGGGAGCAAUUGCGGUGCUUGGGAGUUGGGCUGUCUGGAGGGCAAUGAGCGUUUGA
Messenger RNA from Cadophora gregata, 420 nucleotides. RefSeq lists its product as uncharacterized. The record is from RefSeq and is a predicted model, not a curated record. Bases 1 to 420 code for a protein of 139 amino acids. NCBI's taxonomy places the organism in Eukaryota, Fungi, Ascomycota, Leotiomycetes, Helotiales, Ploettnerulaceae. The transcript has a single exon.